CAAGAGUUUCUUGCACUGUGAACAUUGAGGAGAAAGCCUGUAUAGUUUUUUGUGACUAGAUUUUUUGCAGAUCCUAAGAGCACCUAUUAAGUUUAGCUCUGACAUCACCAACCACACAAUCCCUUGGCUACAGUCUUAAGACAAUGACAUGGUAAUCACCAAGAUAGCCGUCUAUGACGUCUAGAAUGUUUGAUCAGUGUGCUGAAGCCUAGAAAGGACGCUUUCUGGAACGAGCCGUGAUGCAACCUUUUUUGUGUGCUUGUGUGUAAAUCUGAGAAAGUUGGGAGUUUCAGAGUGAGUUGAUAUUCCUCUCCAGUGUGGUCUUGAAGGGAUGCUGAAAGCACCAUGAAGUGAUUUAUCAUGGACUCUGGGUUUCUCAGGAGUGUUAGGGAGGUGUGUCUUACACACUUGGCUCCCAGGGUCGGUAAGCACCAGCCCAGCGCACACAGACCCCCACAGAACCGCUCCACUGCUGCACGCAGGGCUUUAUCGAAGCUUGUAAAAGUGGACUAAACAAUCAGGUCUGUUGCUGUUAUCUCUCCAUUCUACUGAUCUGCAAGUUGAUCUUUUCUUCUCUGUCGUCUUGAUUCCCCUCAUGGGCGCCAUAUCAGCCAGUGCUAGAAAACUUUCAGCAGAGGGACUCACAACAUCUCAGCCUUGACUAUGGAGAUGAAACAGACAGUGAUGAUGAACCCAGAGGACCAAGACGAAAAGGACAAAUCUGAAGAGAAUGGCAGGCUGGUAGAUGGCAGCAUUGCUGAGAAAGAGCAGAAACCAGUCUCAGGGCCCACACAGGUGUCAAACGGGUACCCCAGUACAUCAGGGGAAGGCACCGGGGAUGUAGGGGACAGGACAAAUUCUCCUGGGGGAUUCAGGACGCUUGUGGUCCAGCAGACCAGUCUGGAUCCUCCCAGGGAGACAUGGAGCAAGAAGGUAGAUUUCCUCUUGUCGGUCAUCGGCUACGCAGUGGACUUGGGCAACGUGUGGCGCUUCCCAUACAUCUGCUACCAGAACGGAGGGGGUGCUUUUCUGUUUCCCUACCUGCUGAUGGCAGUGUUUGGCGGGGUCCCUCUCUUCUACAUGGAGCUGGCACUUGGGCAGUUCCACCGCAGUGGUUGCAUAUCUAUCUGGAAACAUAUUUGCCCCAUCUUCAAGGGUAUUGGCUUUGCCAUCUGCAUUAUUGCCCUCUACAUUGCCUUCUACUACAACACCAUCAUGGCUUGGGCUCUGUAUUACCUGUUGUCCUCCUUCAACACUACAUUACCAUGGACAACAUGCAAAAACUCCUGGAACACGGCCCACUGCAAGCAGUAUAUGUCUACCGACAGCAACGUCACCUGGACCUAUGAUUCCACCUCGCCUGCCGAGGAGUUCUAUACGCGGAAGGUGCUGCAGGUGCACCUGUCCCCAGGUCUUCAUCAGCUGGGUGCAGUUAGUUGGCAGCUGGCCCUUUGUCUUCUCUUCAUUUUCAUCAUUGUCUACUUCAGCAUCUGGAAGGGGGUAAAGACCUCUGGCAAGGUAGUAUGGGUUACAGCAACUCUUCCAUAUGUUGUGCUGUUGAUCCUUCUGGUGCGAGGCGCUACUCUGCCCGGAGCAUGGAGAGGUGUUGUCUUCUACCUGAAGCCUAACUGGGAGAAGCUCAUGAGCACUACAGUUUGGAUUGAUGCAGCAGCCCAGAUCUUCUUCUCUCUGGGUCCAGGUUUUGGUGUACUCCUGGCCUUUGCCAGCUACAAUCCCUUUCACAACAACUGUUACAAGGAUGCGUUGGUGACGAGCACAGUUAACUGUCUGACCAGCUUCUUGUCAGGCUUUGUGAUCUUCACCGUACUGGGCUACAUGGCUGAGAUGCGGAAGGAGGGAGUGGAGACAGUAGCAAAGGAUGCUGGUCCCAGUCUACUGUUCAUCGUCUAUGCCGAGGCCAUCGCCAACAUGCCGGCGAGCACUUUCCUUGCCAUUAUCUUCUUCCUCAUGAUCAUCAUGCUGGGAUUAGAUAGCACGUUUGCUGGACUGGAAGGAGUGAUCACCGCCAUGUUGGAUGAGUUUCCCCACCUGUUGGCCCGCAGGAGAGAGUGGUUUGUGCUUGGUCUGGUGUGUGUCUGCUACCUGGGAGCUUUGUCCACUCUUACUUAUGGAGGGGCAUUUGUGGUGAAACUCUUUGAAGAAUAUGCAACAGGCCCUGCUGUCAUCACUGUAGUCUUCCUUGAAGUCAUUGCCGUUUCCUGGUUUUAUGGGACGACGCGUUUCUGCAAUGACGUGCAGUUGAUGCUUGGCUUCAGACCUGGUCUGUUCUGGAGGGUGUGUUGGGUAGCUAUCUGCCCCUGCUUCCUACUGUUCAUCAUUGGAAGUUUCCUGGCCUUCCCUCCUGAGGUGAGGCUGUUUAACUAUCUGUACCCUUUCUGGACCACUGUACUGGGCUACUGCAUUGGUGUCUCCUCUUUCAUUUGCGUGCCUUCCUACAUGGUCUACCACCUGCUCACCACCAAAGGGACCUUCAUACAGCGUCUGAUGAAGAGCAUCACUCCUGAGCCUGCAAACAUUGAAGGCCUGCACAGAGACAUCAUCAUCACAAAUGCUGUGUGAGUGGAGACCCUUCGCCCUCUGCUGGACAUGUAGCACAAGUGGGGAUUUCACCCUUCCUUCAUAUCCCAGAUCUGCCAAAGGUGUCUCCAUCCAGAACAUGUGAUAGUUGGACUCUAAGAUCCAGCAAUCCAGCUGCUCUAUUUCCCACCAUUGCUAAAUGUGGCAGUGUUCAAUGUACAUGUGAGAUAACACCUGCCAUAAAGAUAUAUCUAUUGGGUAUUCGAGUCAGGAGUCUGGUAGCACAAAUGUCUUUUUGGUUUUCAUUACCAUUUUGUGAUCUUUGUUAUUUACAUUGUUUCAAACAAAUGUACUAGAACUACUAAAGAAAUCACUAAUGGGCAGUAUACACAGUAUACCCAUGUUUUACUCUAUUUAGCACUUUCAGAUCAAAUAUGACAUCUGAAUGCAUAGAUCUGCCCCAACUAACAGUUUUAUUUUGUAUGCAUUUGACAUUUCAGGUAACUUUCAAAUUUCUGCGUGUUUCAGAAGCCAAAUAUUAUUAGACAUGACUUUUAUUACAGGUAAAUUUACUUCACAGCUCCUCAUGCUUUGGGUUUUUUUGGAUAGAUAGGUGUGUGUAUGUAUGAAAAAGUAUGUAAAAUGUUCACGUGUAGGUGCACAAACAACUAGUGGUCAUGCCUCUUUGGAUGAACAUGGAGAGUGUCGCCACUCACAGUUGAUAAAGUUUUAUCAAAACCACAAAAUACUCAUAAUGUGACUGCAACAUUCAACAUGUAACAAAAAUUUAUUUGGGACCUUUUGUGGAAUUGUGUUAAUGUAAUGUGUCUUUUCCUGCCUUGCUCAUGAAACUGCACACCAACAGCCAACACACCGACUCAUUAUUUUCCAUGUUAUAUGUGAAUAACAAGGUAGCAGAAACCAAAUACUAGCGUGCUUGUUACAAAUGGUUCAGCUAUAAUCCUAAAGACAUGGGGGGAAAAAAUAGCAAUGUAUGAAAGUGCAAGUAUGUACCUGUCUGUUUUGUGAGUGUUGUCUGUGUUCCAGUCAUGUGACAACCUGUCAACCUCUUUAGGAGGACAUAUACGGGUGUGUGAUAUUUGUUCGUUUUCAAAGUGUGUGUGAGCUUUAAGUAAAUGUAGAAAAGCCAAAAGCCAUGGUUCGAUCUGUUCGUGUGUGCGCGCAUGCAUGCAGACAUGAAUGUAUACUAUGUAUUUAGUGUGUGCCUCAAAAUAGUGCUGCCUCUUCCUCCUCCCUAUCUUGUUUCUGUCUUUACAGUUUACUCUGUAUCAAAGUAGAAUCUCCUGUACUUUAUCAGUGUAUGUCUACAUGACUGUUAUAUGAAUACAUAAAGAAUAAAGAUAUAUAUAUAUAUGAAUUAUAUAUGAAUUAUUAGAGGAAUAAAAGUAUAUGUAUUAAUAA
This is a messenger RNA of Tachysurus vachellii, 3960 nucleotides long. It is a transcript of the gene slc6a4a, whose product is annotated as solute carrier family 6 member 4a. Gene Ontology annotation, cellular component: membrane; neuron projection. The transcript has 15 exons. Gene Ontology annotation, molecular function: serotonin:sodium:chloride symporter activity; serotonin binding. Gene Ontology annotation, biological process: serotonin uptake; sodium ion transmembrane transport. Lineage: Eukaryota; Metazoa; Chordata; Actinopteri; Siluriformes; Bagridae. The record is from RefSeq and is a predicted model, not a curated record. Bases 664 to 2580 code for a protein of 638 amino acids.